AUGUUCUCAAGAGUGUCGAAAAGAGUAUUGUCCAAGAGAUUCCAGCACAGCACAGCGGCUCACGCUGCACCAAAGGAAACGCAUCCCUUUGCCAAUAGAUACAACUUCAACUUGGACCCACCACCAGUACACGAGUACUGGAACAUAUACAACUCAAGUAUCUUGUUUGCUUUUGUGCCGGUGUUUUUGGGAGUUGCUUACCUUGCCAAGGAUAUAGGUGUCAAUUUGGAAUCACAAGCUGGUCUUUUGCAAUAUGCCAAUGGCGACAACUCUCCACUAAAAUCUAUCAAAUUCGGAGAGCCACAAGAGAUUAAACAGGCAAGUGAUUAG
Messenger RNA from Lodderomyces beijingensis, 330 nucleotides. NCBI's taxonomy places the organism in Eukaryota, Fungi, Ascomycota, Pichiomycetes, Serinales, Debaryomycetaceae. The record is from the annotation of a GenBank genome assembly.